Solanum verrucosum is the source of this 2199-nucleotide messenger RNA. Its product is annotated as mechanosensitive ion channel protein 10-like. The transcript is spliced from 5 exons. Gene Ontology annotation, molecular function: mechanosensitive monoatomic ion channel activity. NCBI's taxonomy places the organism in Eukaryota, Viridiplantae, Streptophyta, Magnoliopsida, Solanales, Solanaceae. Gene Ontology annotation, cellular component: plasma membrane. The record is from RefSeq and is a predicted model, not a curated record. Bases 1 to 2199 code for a protein of 732 amino acids. Gene Ontology annotation, biological process: transmembrane transport; monoatomic anion transport; detection of mechanical stimulus.
AUGGUAACUGGUGGGAUGGCGGAGAACAAGAGAAACCCCGAUGAAGUCGUUGUUAUAAUCUCUGGAGAUGAAGACAAUUCUAAGAAUAAAAUAUCACUUGAUUCACCUUUAGCUUCACAAAAUUCCACUAGUACAAGCAUCACUAAAUUACAUCCCAAAAUUCCAACAAAUGAAACUCUUACAAGGAGGAAAUCACUUGCAAGGUCAGUCUACUCCAAGCCCAAAUCAAGAUUUGGUGAACAAUCUUUGGCUAUUGAUGGUAGCUUGUUUGACGAACUAGCUGAACAACAAACUACAGCGUCUCCUGAUGGAAAUAAUGCUUCUUCUAGUGCAAAAGUGAUGAGUCCCAAUGGGAUAUCUUUGAAAGAAACAACAACGACAACGCCAUUAAUGGCAUCACCGGGAGGAGUGGAUGAACAUGAAGAGAUCUAUAAGAAAGUCAACACAAGAAAUAAAAUGAAGUAUAAAAAAGUAAAAUUAAAAGUUUUUGUUGAAUGGUUGGUAUUUUGUCUCCUACUAGGGUGUUUGAUUGCUAGCUUAUUGGUUCAUAAGCUGCAACGUUUGACAAUGUGGGAUUUGGAGAUCUGGAAGUGGAUUGUGCUUGUUAUGGUCACAUUUAGUGGCAUGCUCGUCACAAAGUGGUUCAUUCAUUUCAUUGUCUUGUUGAUUGAAUUGAACUUUUUGUUGAGGAAGAAGGUCUUAUAUUUUGUUUUUGGUUUGAAGAAGAGUGUUCAGGUUACUAUUUGGUUGAGUUUGGUUCUUCUAACUUGGGUUCUGCUCUUUGCAAAUGGGGUCAAACGGUCACAAAUUACAAACAAGAUCAUCAAUUACAUUACUUGGACUAUUGCUUCGUUGCUUGUCGGUGCAUAUUUAUGGCUUUUUAAGACUUUUAUGCUAAAAGUUUUGGCAUCCUCCUUCCAUGUAAACACAUUCUUUGACAGGAUUCAACGAGCUAUUUUUCAUCAAUAUAUUCUGUUGACACUAUCUGGUCCCCCAAUUAUGGAUUCUACUCAGAUGUUGGGAAGAUCAAAUAGUUCUGCCAGUCAACUUAGCUUGUGCAGAACAAAGAAGGGAAAAGAUGGCAAGGCAAAGAAGGAAAAAAAGGAAAAGAUUGAUAUAAAUAAGCUUCACCAGAUGAAGCGGGAGAAGGUCUCUGCAUGGACCAUGAAAACAUUAAUUGAUGUAAUAUCUAAUUCAGGACUGUCCACCAUCUCUGGCUCUAUCGGUGAUACAGAUUAUGAUAGAGAUAAUGAACAAGCAGAUAAAGAAAUCAACAAUGAGGAGGAAGCGAUUGCUGCUGCUGUUCACAUAUUUAAGAAUGUUGCUCAACCUGGUUCCAAGUUCAUUGAUGAAUAUGAUCUUAGGAGAUUCAUGAUUAAAGAAGAGGUGGAUAUUGUGCUCCCCCUGAUAGAUGUGGCUGACACUGGACAGAUCGAUAGGAAAGCUUUGACAGAAUGGGUGGUUAAAGUAUUUCAAGGACGUAAAGCUCUGUCACAUGCUUUGAACGAUACAAAAACCGCAGUGAGGCAAUUGAACAAAAUAGUGACAGGAAUUCUGAUUGUCAUAAUAAUUAUAAUAUGGCUCCUUUUGGUGGGAAUAGCGACAACUAAAGUGAUAUUGUUUUUGUCUUCACAACUUGUGGUAGCUAGUUUUUUGUUUGGGAAUACUUGCAAGUGUAUAUUUGAAGGUAUUGUGUUUGUAUUUGUGAUGCAUCCUUUUGAUGUUGGAGAUCGAUGUGUCGUUGAUGGCAUUCAGAUGACAGUUGAAGAAAUGAAUAUCUUAACAACAGUUUUCUUGAAGUUUGAUAACGAAAAGUUAUAUUACCCAAAUUCAGUCUUGGCCACCAAGCCAAUCAGCAACUUCUACAGAAGUCCUGAUAUGAGUGAUUCCUUCGAGUUCUCCAUUGAUUUCAGGACACGUCUUGAGAAGAUAGGAUCUUUAAAAGAAAAAAUAAAGAAGUAUUUAGAGAGAACAUCCCAGUACUGGCAUCCUAAUCACAAUGUCGUGGUAAAGGAUAUUGAAAAUUUGAACAAGAUAAAGAUGGUAUUGUUUUUCAAUCAUACUAUGAACUUUCAGAACUUUGGAGAGAAGAUUCGACGGAGAACUGAACUGAUCCUGGAGAUGAAGAAACUGUUUGAAGAGCUAAAUAUAAAAUAUGAUCCUCUUACUCAGGAAGUUCAUCUUGUUGAAUCAAAGUAA